Molecule: messenger RNA, 3105 nt
Organism: Funneliformis mosseae
Lineage: Eukaryota; Fungi; Glomeromycota; Glomeromycetes; Glomerales; Glomeraceae
Source: the annotation of a GenBank genome assembly
UCAUGUUUCUUGACGACACAUCUUCAAAAGCCUUAAAGAAAUACCUUAGCCACCACUUGGAACCAAUUUGCGAUGCAGAUCCCAAAGUUUUGGCUGACUAUGUCAUUGCUCUUUUAAAGCACGACAAACCUGAUCAGGAUCUAAAACAGCUAUGUAUAGACCAACUUGACGACUUUCUAAGAGGAGAAACCAGACCUUUUGUUGAAAAAUUGUUUGAUGCUUUAGGUUCACAAGAAUAUCUUGGCGAAAGAGUUGCAUUAACUGCGAUUCAAUCACAACAGGAAUCAACCAUAAAUACAGGCGCAUCAUCAACAAAUAAUUCAGUUGUUGAAGGUAAAUCAACAAAAUCCCAAGAGUUGACAUCAGAAAAGGCUGAUAGUCAACCCUCAAAGAUGGGGGUCCGGAAAAGAGAAGAUAGCGAAGCUUCAGAUGAUGACGAUGAUAGAAAUUACAAGCACAGAGAGAGAGGCGGCGAGAAUCGAGAUGAUUAUCGUCGGUAUACUGAUCGAUCUUCUAGCUUCGCAAGCCGAGAAGACGAUAGAGACUCAAAAAAUAAGAGGUUUCGUAGUGGUGAAGGUAUUCCCACUGGGCCUGCUUCAGGAGGAUCUCAAUAUAAUAAUAAUUUUCAAGAUGAUCGAACUUUCAAACGGCGUCGUGAUGAAACUGAAGAGGAAUUUCGUUCAAAUAAAAUUCCUCGCAAUAAUUCAUUAGGAACUAGUCAACCUAUAUCGGGAAGUGGAAACGGUUACGUUUCUAAUAAUGGAAUGAGCGGAGGAAACGUUCGACGUUCUGAAUUUGAAAGAGAUAAUAGGAUAAACAGGAACUUUCCUUCUAUAUCAUCCGGUUCUCCGGGUUCAAGCAUAAGUUCUGGUCGGUGGGGUAACGAAUGGGUUAAUAAUGGAAUGAACGCUCCAGUCAAUGAUCGCUUUGAUGAUAGGAGAAUUCGGGGUGGGAGGUUAAGUGAACGUGGAGGAGGUAGAAGUGGUCCCAUGGUUGUUAAUCGUGGUUCUGGAUAUUCUGAUGUUAGGCCUGGGAGACGUCAACGGUGUCGUGAUUAUGAUGAAAAAGGUUAUUGCAUGCGUGGUGACCUUUGCCCCUUUGACCACGGCGUAGAUAGAAUUGUUGUAGAUGACGUUCCAUUGAAUAGACCAUUUGACAUUAUACCUCCAAUGGCUGGUACUCCAUUAACUGGACCAGUUGGUAUAAUGAGUGCUGGCGUUCCUUCGAGGCCACCGUACUUUAUGACCGGUCAAACCUCAAGAUCAAUGACACCAACAGCAGAUGCUUACGAUCCGGAACGUGCUACGUUAUCGCGUCCAGAAGAAUUGAUUUCUGUGAUUGAACCAAAGGAGAAUGACGCAUCACAAACGUCUCCUGAAGCCGCUGUAACCGAAUCAACUCUAUCGUUAUCAUCAGCACAAAACGUUCCACAAUUCUUAGAUUCAAGUGUCAGCAUUUCUACUUCUAGAGGUACUACAUUUAGAGGGCGAGGUCGUUCUCGUGGAAAUCGUGGAGGGUUUAAUGCUAAUAAUAGAUAUGGUACUAGUGCAAAUAAAAAUGCGACAUUGGUGGUUGAGAAUAUACCGAAAGAAUUCUGUACGCUUGAUAAAGUGAAUGAAUUCUUUAAAAAGUUUGGUACUAUUACCAACAUCAACAUUGAUAUUAACUAUAACAAAGCCAUCAUUCAAUUCAGUAAUAGUUCAGAAGCAUAUAAAGCUUAUAAUUCUCCGGAGCCAAUUUUUGAUUAUCGAUUUGUUAAAGUAUAUUGGUAUAAGGAGAAAGAAGAGCCACAAACUUCAACUUCCACAAUACCAAAACCAGUUUCUCCUGUAAAACCAGAUCAUACCAUUGCUCAACCAGAAAUUUCACCUCCAGCUAAUGCAGCUGAAAAGAAAGAGGCUGAAGAAAAGGCUAAAAAACAAAAGGAAAGCCUUAAGGCAAUGCUUGAGAUUCAAAAACAAAGAGAGCAAUUGAUCAAUAGACAGAUUGAAGAACAAAAGAAAUUGAUGGAACUUGCUAAAAAGAAAAAUGUAAACUCCAAAAAUCGGGAAGAAGUUCUUAAAAGUUUGAGCAAAGUUUCUGAAGAUAUUAAGAAAGAUUCGAAUGUACCUGUUCGAAAACCUUCUUUGAGCGGAGCUAUUCAUCCAAAAAGUUUAUUGGAAGAAAAAGAAAGGGAACAGUUAGAUAGAGAACUCGAUAUUCUAAGCAAAAUAAACGAGAAUAGUGCUGCGAAUGAACCUUCAACUUCAGCAGCGUCAUCUGUCGCUAACGCACAAUCCAGUACUGAUACUAAUCUUGAGACGAACACAUCAGCUGCUAGCUUAAUUAGUUUUACCGAUUCUUCUAUUUAUCGUGGACGUGGACGAGCUGUUUUUUAUCGCGGUAGAGCUCGUGGACUUUGGCCUCGAGCCCGUGGUGGAAGUGUUAUGCGUUCCUAUAAACUUGAUAAUAGAACAACGAAACUUUUACUAAAAGAGGUCCCGGCAGAGUCUACUGACAAUCUUCGAAAUUAUUUCCAACAAUUCGGGGAAGUUGAAACCUUUACAGUUGCUGAAGAAGCACGAACAGCAAUGGUACAAUUCAAACAUAGAAAAGAUGCCGAACAGGCACUUGUGAAAGGUUCCAAUAUUCCUGACGUUGGUCAAGUACAAAUGACGUGGCAUACAGAAACAAGUUCUGCUACUCGUCCUUCGGAGGUGACGACGACAAUGACAACGGGCUCUAAUACUGUCGAUAAUAUUGCAGAAGUAGUUAGUGAUAUAACAGAAUCUCAAACAGUCGAUACUGAAUCUGCAUCAGCGUCGCAUAAUGUUACAGCAGAUUUUCAAGCAGAAGAUGAUGAAGAUGAAGAACGAGAGCUGUCGACUAACGGAGGGGUCGUGCAGUCUGAGGAGAGGAGUUCUAAUGAUAGCUACUAUAAUGUUGCUAGUAACGAGAGACCAAAACUUGAAGGAAAGAAAUCUGAUGCCUCUUAUUACAAUCAAAAUAAUAGUUCGACGUCAAGUUUACACAGAAAGAAAAAAGGAUUUGGUAAUAAAAUAAUUGAAAUAAGUAAGCCUACCGAGUUUGAACAUGGAAUUCAUGUAGAGUAUAACACUGAAAGUG